AUGGGAAUGGGUUGUUGGGGAAGGGAAAUGACAAGUACCCAGGAAGAUCUAGAAGAAUGCGUGCAAGAUGUACAAAUAAAGAAAAUUCUUGCAUCCAGAGAGAAGUCUCUGAAGGAAAUGGACAGUCUAAGAGAAAUACUAGAACAGCAUCCUCUUCACUUUUCUUUCCACGAUGGGAAAAUUCUAAAGCUCUGUCCUGUAAGGAGUGAGCAGACUUGGGCACUGAACAUCAAGCGAGGCAUUCUUAGUGUCCUGCAGACAUCGCAAGCAUCCACUGCUGGUGGAGUCAUUGAAGAGAUGGAUAUUCUGGGAAUAUGCCCAACCCGGUAUCAGCGAAAAGGUCCUGUUCUUGUGAAGACCCGGGACUUAAACCUCUGCUCUCAUCGGUAUUCUGGUUUUACUUCUGUGCAGUCUGUUGCUCUUCCUCAUAUGUCGUCUGAGCAGCAGAUCCUGUCCUCCAAACUAGAAUGUGUUCAGAGCUUUAAGGAUGGAAUCCUGGCAGAGGCCAAAUGCACUGACUCCAACCUCGUAAUGCCAUUCUCUAAGAAGGGCGGUGGGGCAAAGACACAGACACAGUCUUCACUGAAACUCCUUCAGGUGGAAGCAGACACACUGUACAAAAAAGUGGACUCUAAGGAUCUAUAUGUGACCAACAUGCUAUAUGAAAUGGAGCAAACUGAGAUACAAUUCACUACAGAGGAAGUGACUGAAUUAGUACAGAAGCUCUGCUUAGCUCAUAGUGUGAGACUGGAGACUGCAGACCUUUUCAUGACUCUUGUGUUUGAGCUUCGACAUCUUUCUCUUAAGGCCUUAAAAGUGCUAUGGCAAAGAUCUUCACUUAAAUGCAGAGAUAACUGGCAGCCCCUAAUAGAUGCUCUCCCCUCGUGUGCUACGGAAGCAUGUGUUCUCCUAAUGAAAGAAAUUAUAGCCUCUGGAGAAGCUGAGGAAGACAAAGUGGAGUCUUUCCUUUGGUCGUUUUCAUUCAUGCCUAAGCCCACCUCUGGCAUGAUCGAAUCUCUUGCUCCUUUGCUGCAGUCACCGGGAGCAAGCAAGAGCUCCUUCUUGGGAGUGACUGCUCUUGUACACAGGUUUUGUUCAGCUCACAAAUCCUGUGAUGAUGUGCCUGCUGUGCAGAGUGUCAUGAGGACUCUUGGUGAAUUUCUGGGAGGAAACUGCACUGUGCGAGACCCAGAAGGACUCAACCAGAUGCAGCUAGUGUUAAAAGCCAUUGGAAACGCGGGACUGGCAGCAGCUUCACUAGCUCCUGUUCUGAGUUUUUGUGCUUCCUUGAAAAGUAAUCCUAUUGAAAUUCGUCUAGCUGCUAUACAGGCCUUCAGGCGCAUUCCCUGUUCUGUCAGGAAUGCUGUAUUAGUUCAGCUAUAUCAAGCUACCAGUGAUGAAGUAGAAAUAAGGAUUGCUUCUUACUAUAUAGCAAUGAAAUGUCCAUGUGAAGAGUUAUUUAAACAAGUACAAAAGACUUUGCAAAAGGAAACAUCCAGUCAAGGUUAG
Molecule: messenger RNA, 1509 nt
Organism: Struthio camelus australis
Lineage: Eukaryota; Metazoa; Chordata; Aves; Struthioniformes; Struthionidae
Source: RefSeq, a predicted model, not a curated record